UCAGCCGAAUCUCCAAGACUGCCAGAGAGUCCUCCGUGUAUCACAGACAGACAUGCUGGACAUCCACAGGAGGCUCUUGGAUCAGCAGCAUGUGGAAGAAGACCAGAGGACACUGUUCCGGUACUUCUGUGAAGCCAUCCUAGUCCUGAGAUACUUCCAGCGACCAGAAGCAGUGAUUGCAUUGACAUUAAGUACUUUUACUUUACAGUCUUACCUCAGUGUCUAUAAAGUCAGUCAAUCACUGUGUUCCUCAUUUGUUUUGCAGGCUUCAGACUGGCUCAACAAGAUAAAUGUUGAUGGACAAAUCCACGUGGGGGUCAGUGAACUGAAAGCAUCAACAUCCACAAAGCAGAGAGCAACAUUUUCCCUCACAGAGGAGGACUCUGUUGUAAUUUCUCUAACAGUCUGAUUAUGAUUGGAAUACCCCAACAGCAAGCUAUUCCUUGCAUGUGUAGCAACCAGGGACAUUGUUGUCUUAACAUGUAUGAAUUACUGUAGCAUCAGAAUCAAUCAUUUCUCAAGUAUCAACUUCCUAUUCGAUCUCCGCAGAUGCUGGACACAUACUUCCAGCAGAUUCGUCCAGGAUGUCUGCAGGACGGCGUGGAUGACCAGGGCAGAUUUUUCCUGUCCAAACAAGGAAAACCAGUUCGCAACGUCACGAGCGACCUCAGGCGUCUGCAUGAACAGUACAACUUACCAAGCUUUUCGAGUCAACAAGCCAUAAGUGCCCAAAGCACUAUGCCAUGCUCUUAUUCUGAUGAGCCUGCCGAUGAGAGGAGACGUCAGAAAAAGAGGAGAGGCAGAGGCGAAGCUGACCAGGAUGACAGGGACUUUGGAGCAUUUCUCCUGCGCUUUCCGGUGACGUUGAGUAGUUCCCCACCCAGCAAACAACAGCGGAUCGCUGCAGGGUUUCCAUCUGACAGGGUAUUUUAUGACAGGUGGAGGGCUCUGCAGUUUGCCAAGCGUGAGGAGCACCUCUUGUCCCAGUGUUCAAGACGGCCCCCGUCUGUCAACAAGGUGUCACGGCAAAUUGAAAGAGAGGGUUGGACCAGCAACUGUCCUCGACCUGAGGACAUAGUGGCAAAAUGGAGACCCGCCAGUAAGGUGCAGGUGGAGAUGGAUCCGUGGAUCCUCACUUCGAUCCAAAACCAAAAGUGGACAGGCUUGGCCUUCAAGGACUUUGGCACGAAAGGACAAGGAGUUGUUGCUACCAAAGCCUUUGCCAAAGGUUCCAUCAUUUGUGAUUACCAUGGCAAGGUAAUCACAGGAGCAGAGGGCCGAAAGAUGAUUGAGUCCAUCCAGGGCGACAUGGGCUACCUUUUCUUUUUUCGGGAUGGUGAACAGGAUCUCUGUGUGGACGCUGAGACUUUCCCUUGCGAGUGUCACCCAACAGAAAACACCAUGGGCCGAAGGAUCAAUCAUUCCUCCAAGAGAGCAAACCUGAUGCCAGUCCACUGCAGGAUCAACUUCCCUGAAGGAAGGAAGUAUGUCAUCCUAUUCAAGGCUAUUAGAGACAUUCGUAUAUGUGAGGAGCUGCUGUUUGAUUACGGCGUCAAGCGCAGCUCUUUUCGAGGAGAAGGUCUGAACCUCGACUGGCUAGAUGAGUGAACACAUCAUUUAAUCUGCUACAUCACAUCAAGGCCAAGACUGUAAAGGAGCCAUGCUGACCACAAACACCACUAGCCAUAUUGACCAAGUUCAUUUCUUAUGUAAAUAGUUGUUGUGUUGUAGUGUUGAUUUGUGUGAAUCGUGUUUGAGUGUUCCUGUUAAAAUUAACGUUCUUUUCGUGUCAAGUUCAAUUGUAGUUAAAUUAUAGGCAAGGCAAGGCAAGGCAAGUUUAUUUGUAUAGCACAUUUCAUACACAGAGGUCAUUCAAAGUGCUUUACAUAGAAAUGAGAAAACAAAAAAUCAUACAUGAAUUUUAAAUAUCAAUUAAAAAAGAAAAUAAAUGUGAUUUUAAUAAAAACUGUUUAAAUGUAUGAAAAAGAAUAAAACAGAAAUACAAGUAUAAAACUGUUAAAAAUAAAAAUAAGAAUAAAAACAAGAGAAAUAAAAACAAUUAAAAUUUAUAUAUUCUAAACUGUUAUGAUGCUUGUGUGUGUGUUUGUGUGAAUAAACCAAGUUUUUGUUCCAAGUUUGGGCUUGUUCUUUAAAUUUCAUCUUUUCUUACAUACGUGUAAAUAAACGUAUGUUUUCUGGCAUAGGCAUCAUAAACUCAAUUUAUGGGGACAAAACAGGUAAUUGCUUUAUUGUAGGUUGAUUUUUUAUUUAAAAAUAUUUCUUGCCGAAAUGGCUCGUCACGUCACAUUAAAUGGCAUGUUAAACCUUACCGAAAUGGCUCGUCACGUCCCGGGACAUCGAAUGGCAUGUUACACCGUGCCGAAAUGGCUCGUCACGUCCCGGAACAUUUGCCGAAAUGGCUCGUCACGUCCCUGAACGUUUAACAGUUGAAAAGGCUGCCCUUCUACUAUUCCUAUUAGAUUAGACUAGGGUCAUAUCAAGAUAAAAU
This is a messenger RNA of Misgurnus anguillicaudatus (oriental weatherfish), 2509 nucleotides long. The record is from RefSeq and is a predicted model, not a curated record. NCBI's taxonomy places the organism in Eukaryota, Metazoa, Chordata, Actinopteri, Cypriniformes, Cobitidae.